CUCUGCUGGCCUCUGCUGGCACCAUGCAUGCAGGUAGUAUACAUAUACACACACGCAGGCAAAGCACUGAUACACGUUAACAAAUGUGUAUGAGCUGGAGACAGAGCUCAGUUGGUGGAGUGCUUGCUUAGUUUUUGCAAAGGCAUGGCACCACAUAAAAGGUGUGGUGCUGAGCAGUCCCAGUACUCAUUAGAAGGUGGUGGAAGAUGGAUGAUCAGAAGUUCAAGGUCAUUUUCAGGCUCUUAAAGUUCAGUGGCAGUCUAGGAUUAAUGAAUGAGUCCUGACUCAACAAACAAACAAUCAAAAGAAACCCCAAAAAACAACAACAAAAAACCCCAGCCAUGGCUAAAUGCCCUGAAACUAUUAAGAGAAAAUUAAAGGCAUUAAUACUGUUUUCUUCCAUAUAGAUAAUAGCUAUUUAAGCUUUCUGCCAAAAAUGGGCUUAGUGUACAAUUUAGAAAGUGUAGGUUGUAUUUUUGUUCUUAAAGAUGUUUAUUGUAGUCUAGUAUUAAAAUUAGGUGGAAGUAAUUGAAUACAGUAAAGGUGGGCAAGUGAUUGGAGAGUUGAAGUUGUUGAAAGUGGGUAAAACCCAUUGUAUUGGAGACACUCACUGCCAGUUUUUGGUUGUAUUUGAAGGUUGUCCUAAAGCAUGAUGUAAUACCAGCGGAAACCUUUGAAGCUUCAGCUGACACCAUUCAGGGCUGAAGUGCAUAGGACUUUAUGGGGCAAGGGCAAUGCUUGUUUAAAAACAAGGCAAGCUACUCCAGAUUAAUGAGGCCAGUUAAAAUUUUCCCAGAGUGGAAUGAGAAUAUAAUCUCAAUUUGGAGGUAGAAGUAGAGUCUUAUGUGUCCUGAGUGUGUUUAUGAUUCUUACUGCACUGGAAGGGGGUGCUUGAAAUAGGCUGGCACACAAGUGGCAGAGUUAGAAUUGAGGAAAAUAGUAGCUGAGGCCUGUAAGUAUUGAGUGAGUUGGGGAGAAUGUCUUUCAUUCCAUGCAAACUUGAGAAUUCAUAGGAUGAAGUUGACUUUAGGAGUGCUUGCCUGGCUGCACACUUGACUUAGUCCCUGUAUGUUUCCUACCCUGGAGCCUUUAGAAAGCACUGAGAUCCUGAUCUCCGGAAACAUGUUCUACCAGACUUCAGUGCUGCCAAGUGCACAGGCUUCAUGUUGCGGGUGGUGCCUGCCAGAGCUGCUCAGGUGGUCUGUGGGGCGGGGCUUGGGGCAAAGUCCGCCCCUUCGCUAUGCCUGCCAGGUGUUGGAGCCCAAGCAGCAGAGCCGCAGGCUGCCUUCUGCUGACCACCCAGUUUAGAGUUCAUUGGAGGUGUUGUCCCUCCUGGGGACAGGCCACCCUUGAGCUACUUUAAGACUGAAUGGAAGUGAGCAGCCUUCUAAGCUUAGGAGCCAAGGGCCUACGAGGGUCCUCUGGUGCAGGCUGGCUUUGUGGAUUGCAGGAACCUGACGCCUCGCUUCUCAUGACCUGGAAGCCGCCUGCACCCUUUCUGCAUUCCUGGAAGGGAUUCCUGCUCACAUGCUUGCCAACAGUUAGGACCAGGACCAGGAAGAGGAAAGAAAUGAGCCGUCAGACUGCUACAGCAUUACCCACUGGCACAUCAAAGUGUCCGCCAUCCCAGAGGGUACCUGCCCUGACUGGCACAACUGCAUCCAACAAUGACUUGGCGAGUCUUUUUGAGUGUCCUGUGUGCUUUGACUAUGUGUUGCCACCCAUUCUUCAGUGUCAAAGUGGCCAUCUUGUUUGUAGCAACUGUCGCCCCAAACUCACAUGUUGUCCAACCUGCCGGGGCCCAUUGGGAUCCAUUCGCAACUUGGCUAUGGAGAAAGUGGCCAAUUCAGUACUUUUCCCUUGUAAAUAUGCCUCUUCUGGAUGUGAAAUAACUCUGCCGCACACAGAAAAGGCAGAGCAUGAGGAGCUCUGUGAGUUCAGGCCUUACUCCUGCCCCUGCCCUGGUGCUUCCUGUAAGUGGCAAGGCUCCUUGGAUGCUGUCAUGCCCCACCUGAUGCAUCAGCACAAGUCCAUUACAACCCUGCAAGGAGAAGACAUAGUUUUCCUUGCUACAGACAUUAACCUUCCUGGUGCUGUUGACUGGGUGAUGAUGCAGUCUUGUUUUGGCUUUCAUUUCAUGUUAGUCUUGGAGAAACAGGAAAAAUACGAUGGUCACCAGCAGUUCUUCGCAAUUGUACAGCUGAUAGGAACACGCAAGCAAGCUGAAAAUUUUGCUUAUCGACUUGAGCUAAAUGGUCAUAGGCGGCGAUUGACUUGGGAAGCGACUCCUCGAUCUAUUCAUGAGGGAAUUGCAACAGCCAUUAUGAAUAGUGACUGCCUAGUGUUUGACACCAGCAUUGCACAGCUUUUUGCAGAAAAUGGCAAUUUAGGCAUCAAUGUAACUAUUUCCAUGUGUUGAAACGGCAAUCAAAUAUUUCUGGCCAGUGUUUAAAAUUUGCAUUUGACUUCACAGAGAAUAAGGCACCCAUCUGCUUGCCAACCUAAAACUCUCCUGGUAGGUAGAAGCUAGACACAUGAAGGUAAAUAAAAAGAAAGGCUGUUAAUACAGGAAACAGUUGCAUGUAGUAACACUAAUAUAUUUAAAAAUAAUUCAACAGUAAACCACUGAAAAAAAUAUAUAUAUACCCAAGAUGGGCAUCUUUUGUAUUAAGAAAGGAAACAUUGUAAAAUAUUUCUGAACUUUGUGUUUGUUGUAGAUUGAUUGUAUUGUUGACAACAAUUUUUUGGGGGGUGUGUGUCUGUGCACACAUGCGUGCACAUGUGUGGUUGGUUUUCCUUUAACUGACAAGCCAUCUGCGUGGUCAUAGACCACUGCUUUCCCCUUGUGAGUCAAUACAUAGUGCUGCUGUGUUUUUUGUUUUGUUGGGUUUUUUCUCCUUUUUUUUGUGUGUGUGUAUUUGCUAAUUUUUAUUCUAGUUUUUCAUGAAAUAAAUUUGACUUUCUUUUCUGU
Molecule: messenger RNA, 2971 nt
Organism: Peromyscus leucopus (white-footed mouse)
Lineage: Eukaryota; Metazoa; Chordata; Mammalia; Rodentia; Cricetidae
Gene: Siah1
Product: siah E3 ubiquitin protein ligase 1
Exons: 2
Coding region: 1370-2419 (349 amino acids)
Biological process (GO): multicellular organism development; proteasome-mediated ubiquitin-dependent protein catabolic process
Cellular component (GO): cytoplasm
Molecular function (GO): ubiquitin protein ligase activity; ubiquitin conjugating enzyme binding; zinc ion binding
Source: RefSeq, a predicted model, not a curated record